Myripristis murdjan (pinecone soldierfish) is the source of this 4085-nucleotide messenger RNA. Its product is annotated as serine/threonine-protein kinase N2-like. Lineage: Eukaryota; Metazoa; Chordata; Actinopteri; Holocentriformes; Holocentridae. The transcript has 20 exons. Bases 777 to 3104 code for a protein of 775 amino acids. Gene Ontology annotation, molecular function: ATP binding; protein serine/threonine kinase activity. Gene Ontology annotation, biological process: signal transduction; protein phosphorylation. The record is from RefSeq and is a predicted model, not a curated record.
UAAAGUUUUUGUUUUUGCUCGCCCUCCUCAAACCUGGAGCUGUUCAGUGCGCCUAUAUCCUGGAACAUGUGCACAACAUCAGCACCCUGCAGCUGACUACCUCCAGUAUGUGAUUAAUGCUACUAACACCCCCCCCCCCCCCUCCAUGCUAGAGCAGGUUAAGCAAAGCUGCUGGAGGGGGGGUGGGCUGAGGGAUUGGGGGGGUGCCUUGCCUUGUCCCGAACUGAGCAGCAACAUAAGCAGCAGCCCUGUGUGUGUUUGUCUUUGGUUGGUGACAGCGGAGGAGCAUGUGGUCCUGCGCUGGCCAAUGCUGAGCCCAGAGCGAGGCGAUCAGCACUGUCAGACUAGCAGCAGUGCUGGCACAGAAAGGAACUCUGCCGUCCCUGCAGAAAGCCCCCCGACAAAAGAAAAACAAGGAGAGAGAGAGAGAGAAGGAGAGAGAGAUUUGGUUACAGAGGAGAGGAGGAUGCAGCGGGGAAAGGAUGUUGCAGAGCAGGCUGCAGGGAGGCAAAAACAAACAGGAGGACAGACUGUGUGAUCCAGUUUACAAGAUGUAGGAGCCGCAUGAGGAGAGUCCCUCAGUCCUCAGAGAGUGUGUGUGUGUGUGUGUGUGUGUGUGUGUGUGUGUGCGUGCACCGUAACAUCAGGGGACUUGUUGUGUUUCAAGGAGAGUGAAGGUGGAGAAGCUCCCCCCUCCCUCCAUCCCACCUCCCACCAAGAGGAUGACAAAUUAGUACUUAUUCAGCAAGGAGCGAGAAGAUCACCCUGAGGAUCAGAUGUUGUCCACAGCUCAGCAGAUGCUGCAAGACAGCCGCUCCAAGAUCGAGCUGAUCCGACUGCAGAUUAUCAAAGUCACCCAGGCUGGAGGAGGAGGAGGAGGUGAAGGUGGAGGCGGCCGGAGCAGUGCCACCAACGGAGGCAGCUCUCCAGUCGCUGCCAAUCCCGUGGACACGCGUGUGGCCGAGUUGCAGCACUACAUCCAGAGAGAGACAGAUGUGUUAUCGCUGGCCAAAGAUGUGGUGAAACAGCUGGAGGGACUGUCAUCGCUUGACCAGAAAGCGCUGGCUGAGGCUCGCUCCCGCGUGCAGGAGUCCUCCCAGAAGCUGGAGCUGCUGCGGCUGUCGCUGGACAGAUGCCUGAGGGAGGCGACAGAGGAGAGGCCGCGCCGCCCCGACGGAGGGGGCGAGCAGCCAGCGGGACCCCCCUCGCCCGGAAACCCCCCGCAGGCCCGUCUGCUGCCCCCCCUCUCCACCUCGCCCUCCGCCCUCUCCAUCAGGCCUGCCUCCCUAACCGGCAAACUUGAGGUGAAGCUGCUUGGGUGUGAGGGCCUGCUGGACUCUCAGUCGGACUCGGAGGACCCUUCACCGAACCGCAGGCUCGGCUCGUCCGCGGAGGCGAGCGCGGUGCUGCGGCUGGACAACCGAGCGGUGGGCCGAACGCGCUGGAGCCCCGUCAGCAGGCUGGCCUGGGAUCAGAGCUUCUGCAUCCAGCUGGAGCGGUCUCGAGAGCUGGAGGUGGGGGUCUUCUGGCGAGAGCAGGGGACGAUGUGCGCCGUCAAGAUGCUGCGCCUGGAGGAGAUCAUGGAUGAUCCGAACCAGGCUCAGAGUUUACAGCUGGAGCCGCAGGGAGUCCUCUAUGCCAAGAUGAACUUCAUCAACACCGUCAUUGAGCGGCAGCCGAGACUGAGACGUCAGCGAUGUAUCUUCACGAAAGAGCGAGGGAAGAACUUCCUCAGAGCGGCUCAGCUGAACAUGAAUUUCUCCACGUGGGGCCACCUGAUGAUGAGCGUCCUGCCUCACUACAGCACCUUCACAUCGUUCAGCUCGUCCCUGUCCAUGCCUGCAGACUCAGUGGCCAACAGCACUCCUGCCACCGAGAGGGACCCUCCAACCACAACUCCACUGCCAAGCGAUGUUCCAGUGAUUAGACUCAACAUCAGCGAGGACCAGCCGUCUCCGACCGGCCUCGACCAGGGAAACAGCGUCCCCGGUCCCAUCUCUACCGCACAGAAAACACCAUCCACGCCUGCACUGCAAGAAAAUCAGUCAUCUAUCAACACCACGACAGAAAGAAGCGGAGAUCAACCUGUAUCUGCUCUGAAGAUGCAGAUGGAAGAUUUCAAAUAUAUUUCAGUUCUGGGAAGAGGUCACUUUGGAAAGGUUCUUCUAGCAGAGUUUAAGAAGACCAGGAAGCUCUACGCCAUCAAAGCCUUGAAGAAAAGAGACAUCGUGACGCGAGAUGAAGUCGACAGCCUCAUGAGCGAGAAGAGGAUCUUCGAGAUGAUCAACGCCUCCAGGCAUCCGUUCCUGGUGAACCUGCACGGCUGCUUCCAGACCAGCGACCACGUCUGCUUCGUCAUGGAGUAUUCACCCGGCGGCGACCUCAUGAUCCACAUCCACAACAACGUCUUCACCGAGGUCCAGACCAGGUUUUAUUCAGCGUGUGUCCUGCUGGGUUUAGAGUUCCUGCAUCUCAAUAAAAUCAUCUAUCGAGAUUUGAAGCUGGACAACCUGCUGAUGGAUGCAGAUGGAUUUGUGAAAAUCACCGACUUUGGACUUUGUAAAGAAGGGAUGGGACACGGAGACCGGACGUCCACUUUCUGUGGGACUCCUGAGUUUCUGGCUCCUGAGGUCCUGACAGACGACAACUACACCCGCGCAGUGGACUGGUGGGGAAUGGGCGUCCUGAUCUUCGAGAUGCUGGUGGGAGAGUCUCCGUUCCCCGGUGAGGAUGAGGAGGAGGUGUUCGACAGCAUCGUGAAUGACGACGUGCAGUACCCGGGCUCGCUGUCGCCGGACGCCAUCGCCAUCAUCCAGAAGCUGCUGAAGAAGAACCCGGUGAAAAGACUGGGAGCCGGAGAGAGAGACGCUAACGAGGUGAAAGGAGAGAAAUUCUUUGAGACCAUUGACUGGGAGGCCCUGCUGGCCAAGAAAGUCAAGCCGCCGUUCCUGCCGUCCAUCAAAGAGUCCGUCGACGUCAGCAACUUCGACAGCGAGUUCACUCGCCUGCAGCCGGUCCUGUCUCCUCCCUCCAAGUCGUUCAGCCUCUCUCCCGAGCAGCAGGAAGCCUUCGCCGACUUCGACUUCUCCGCUUUGCACGGAUGAAACACAGACUGAAAAGACCAGGGUGGGAAAUUACUGACAACCAGAUGCUGGUCGUUUUAUUUUGUGGCUGGUAACCAGCCAAGACUGGAAGGUCCUGCUCUGUUGGAAACCCACCGUCAGCUGGUAAAACAGUGAAAGUACCAAAUUUUCAAAAAUGAUUAAAGGGGAAUUAUCAGGCCCCUGGUGGUGAUGAGCAAGAAUUGCACCACUGACAGACCUCCUGUACACACACACACACACACACACACACACACACACACACACACACACCCCUCCCCCAUCUUGAGAGCUAUGGUGACGAUUAAUUGACAAAAAAAAAUCACCUUAUUCACCUUGAUGCCAUGUUGAGUUCACUGAUGCCACGACAGGGACUAAAAGUGGACGUUCCAUAGACCCCAAUGUUAAAACUCUGCUGAAAAAAUAUUUCAAGAGUUAUUAUUGAAUGAAAUGACAGAGAUCAUGCUAUCAUAAUUUCAGAGCCCUUGUCUAAAGACUGCGGAUGUGUUUGACCUCUGUGGUUUUCAUAAUGUAAAAUGGAUGGAGUAGACUGGAGGUGAAUGGCUGCCCUGCUGAUUGACUCUCAUUCCUUCUAAAAUAAUAAAACAACGGUAAGAACAACAUGACUCAGCCAUGGAGAAUGUUUUAGAUAGACACCAGUUAUAUAAAAGUGCUAUUUCAAGAGUGGAAUUAAUCACAUUUAUAGUUGGAAAUCAUCUCAGUAGCUACAAUAAAAAAAAAAAAAAAAAUUCCCACAUUUUUUUAUUGCCUUAGAAUGAAUGAAAGUCGAUUAGCAGCGCAACCAUUCACUUCCAUUCAUUUUAUAUUAUUAAAACACAUUUCAAGUCUUAUGUCAUUCCAUUUGACGCUACUCCUGAAAUCGUCUUUUAACACUGGAGUUUAUGGCACCUCCGAAAUAAAACAAAUAAAAUCCACAACAAAAAUGACUAAUAUAGCUAUUUACGCCAGAUAUAUAAUAAAAAA